This is a messenger RNA of Aspergillus pseudotamarii, 1053 nucleotides long. Its product is annotated as DUF1996 domain-containing protein. Bases 1 to 1053 code for a protein of 350 amino acids. The record is from RefSeq and is a predicted model, not a curated record. Lineage: Eukaryota; Fungi; Ascomycota; Eurotiomycetes; Eurotiales; Aspergillaceae. The transcript has 4 exons.
AUGAUAUUAACGGGUCGCAGAAGACGUGGCAUCGCAACGAUCCUGUCGCUUGUCUUAUGCCACUCAGCUGCGAGUAGUUCUGGUCCGACGGAAGAUCUGUUCACUUUCAGCUGUUUGCCAUUGACAACCCAACGGUCUGAUCCGAUCAUAUCCCCGGGAAAACCCUCCUCACACACACACGUAGUUGUAGGGGGCACAGCUUUUCAGAGGCUGAUGACAACCGACACCGCGAGAAAUGCCAACGACACAACCUGUGAGCUUGCGAUAGACCGGAGCAAUUACUGGAUUCCUCAAUUAUAUCAUCAGACGCGAGAUGGGUUUGAAACAAUCGAAUUUGAGAACAGCGCUAUUUAUUAUUUCAACAGAGCAUGCGAUUAUUCCCCGAACGCAACAUCCUGCGAUGGUACAAAAUACCCGCUGGCGCCACCCCCCGGGCUACGCGUAGUUGCUGGGGAUUUAUUUCUCCGAACGUAUAACGAGACGAAUUUCGCACAGCGGGCCAUCUCCCACAUGUGCAUGAAGGAUGAUGGAACUUCAAGCGAAACAAAACAUCUUCCACAGCAGUCAUGUCUGAAAUUGCGAUCGCAAGUAUUCUUCCCCUCAUGCUGGGAUGGGAAAGCCCUCGAUAGUCCAGACCAUCAGAGCCACAUGGCCUAUCCCGCGGUUGGGGAUUAUAAUCAGGGUGUUUGCCCGGAGACCCAUCCGGUGGCAGUGUACUCGAUAUUCGUGGAAUUCUUCUUUAACACGGAGCCCUUUCCGGACUAUGAGAAUUGGGUGUACGCUAUGGGCGACCCCACAGGGUAUGGUCUGCAUGGAGAUUUCCUCAACGGCUGGACAGACCAGAACGCACUGCAGAAUGCUAUGGCGACAUGUACCGGCCUGGAGGGGCUGAACGAUCCGGAAUGUUCGAUCACAAACAACCAAACGAGGGCACUGACUCCAAUCACACAUGCUUUGGAUGUACCUCCUCCGUUGGAGCAAUUGGGUCAGCAUGGGCCUCUUUCCAAACUGCCAGGUAAUAAUCCGAUCACGGGAUCACACGAGCUGCAGUGA